Schistosoma rodhaini is the source of this 2647-nucleotide messenger RNA. Lineage: Eukaryota; Metazoa; Platyhelminthes; Trematoda; Strigeidida; Schistosomatidae. The record is from the annotation of a GenBank genome assembly.
CGGUGCGACCUUGAGAUUACUACUGCAACAGUGAUUGGUUUGAUAUUACGUGUGACCUUGCGAAUUCUCCAAGGUUAAUGACUUGUAGGUGGUGUGGUAUUAGAUGUGUGCAAAAAUGGUGGCUCGCGAAAUCAAAUGGAUUACGUAUUCCCAGCGCACAAAUAAGCUUAUCAUGUAGUCUGAUGGGAUCAACAUCUUGGGGCCAUUUAGUUCCAGAAAACAAAGCGUUCUAUUCGGGGAGAUGGGAACCUUCCUUGUCUGGGAAAACGUUUUCGGUUGUGAAUCCGGCUACAGGUGAACACUUAGGUUCAGUUCCAGCUUGCUCAAAGAAUGAAUGUGAAAUUAGCGUCAAUGUAGCUUCUGUCAGCCAAAAAGAAUGGAGAUCGAAAACACCGGGGGAACGAUCGUCAAUUAUACGUAAAUGGGCAGAUACCAUUCGACAGAAUGUUGACUCAUUGACGGAUCUUAUUGUAGCUGAAAAUGGAAAAUCGUCAUUCGAUGCACGUAAUGAAGUUCUAGCAGGUGUUUCCGCUUUGGAAUGGUAUGCUGAGGAAGCUAAACGUGUUUUUGGUCUUUAUAUUCCAUCACUAAGCUCUCAUUCACGGCGUCAGCUAGUUGCCCAACAACCGAUUGGCGUUGUUGGUGUAAUUACUCCGUGGAAUUUUCCACUUUCUAUGGUAACACGAAAAGUUGGUGCUGCUUUAGCUUCAGGAUGCUCUGCAAUUAUUAAACCAGCUGAAGAUACUCCAUUAACAUCAUUGGCUGUUACUUAUCUCGGUGUUGAAAAAGCAGGGAUACCUCCAGGUGUUUUGAAUGUAAUCACAGCUUCAGUUGAUGACAAUGGAGCAGAAGAAAUUGGAAAUGUAUUAUGUACUCAUCCCAUUGUUCGUUUAAUAGGAUUUACCGGAUCUACAAAAGUAGGAACGAUGUUAUAUACCAAAGCUGCUAAUUAUGGUAAACGUGUUCUUUUGGAAAUGGGCGGUAAUGCUCCGUUUAUUGUUUUUGAUUCUGCAAAUAUUGAGAAAGCUGUCGCUGGUGCAUUAGGAUGUAAAUUUCGUUGUUCUGGACAAACUUGUAUAUCAGCAAAUCGUAUUUUUGUUCAUGAUGAAAUACAUGAUGUAUUUAUUAGCAAACUAACUGAGGCUGUUUGUCGUCUUCACAUGGGUAACGGUGCUGAUCCAAAUAUCAACUUAGGCCCAGUUAUCAACGAAAAAGCUUUAACUAAGAUUGAAAAAUUAGUUAAUCUAUCUGUAGAACAUGGCGCAUAUGCAUUAAUUGGUGGUCAUAGUAGAUUAAAGGGUAAAAGUUCAUUUGGAUUUGAUUACUCCAAUGGUUAUUUUUAUCCGGCAACUGUUCUGUCGAAUUGUCAUACAAAAAUGGCAUGUAUGGAAGAAGAGGUUUUCGGUCCUGUUGCUUCAGUUUGCAGAUUCAAAACUGAGGAAGAAGUGAUUGAAUUAGCCAAUGCAACACCAUACGGUUUAGGUGGUUACAUUUACACAGAGAAUAUUAAUCAAGCUUGGCGAAUUGCAGAUGAAUUACAAGUUGGAAUGGUUGGUUUAAAUACAGGAUUUGUAAGUACUAUUGAAUUACCAUUUGGCGGAGUGAAAAACUCCGGGAUUGGACGUGAAGGCGGACCGAAUGCUUUACAUGAAUUUAUGGAUAUUAAAACAAUCACUUGGGAUACAUCAAAUAAUUGAAAAGCUUAUUCAAAUUUCUAAUUUUCUCUUAUACUGCCCAAUUUGUCCUCUCUUUUCUUUUUUAAAAAAAAUUGUUUUUUCAGUUCGUUUUUUGCUCUUCAACGCAAUUAAUUUUGGUGGCCUUAGUUGUAUUCUCCAAAGUCUAUGGUAAAACACCGUUACAUUUUUAACCUUUUCUAAGCUAACCAAAUUUCCACCACAACACAAUUACUUGAUGCUUCGUUUUUUUCCCAUCCAUUAUUCAUUCAAACUGUUUGUUUGUUCUUACUUCCCAUUCGUAUUCAUUUAAUACAAUUAGAAAAAUAAACUAUUUCCAUAUAUAUUUGACUCUAAUUUUUGUCAGUGCUUUGGGAUAAUCACACUGUUUCUUUUCAAAUACUCACUUCAGCAAAUGAAAUCUGUUAGUUUCUCACUACGAUGACAUAAUCUGAUGAAUUGUAUCUGUUUGCAACUCUUCAUUAAUGGUAGUCUUUAGAUGAUGUAUGUACAGAUUUUAGCAUGCAGUCUACUUAGUCUUCAUUUCAUUUAAAUUUAAUGUUCGAACAUAUUGUUGUUGGAUAUUAAUGGUGAUACGUAAAAUAUUGACAAAUCUUUACGUGAUACAUUUAGUUGAUUCGAUAAUUUUGAUGUUUGAUUAUAUUUCCUUCUAAAGGUUCGUUGAAUGAAACAAUGAAUUUAAUUCAAGUUCAAUUAUAUUCCCUGAUGUUGAAUCUUAAUUCUGUCGUCCAAUAUGAAACGCUAACGUUCUAUGGCUAGGAUAGCAAAUCAAUUAGUUUUCAAAUGUUUUAUCGACUUUCUCUCUUAUGGAAACUGGUUGUACAUAAGUUUUACAACUAUGCAUUUGUACAUAUUUUAUUGCGUGUUCGUCGCAAUUCGAUGCUGAUAUACACGCUUCUUAUGUACAAAAGCAAUCUGCUAUUCGAGUGAGGGAACUAAUUGUAAAUAGGAAG